AUGCAUGUGCCUGGCCUGACCAGACCUGGAGCAGCUGAGCUCUGCAGCGAUGUGCACCAAUUGACGCCUGAACAAAACGGCCGGACACUUUGCCUGCGCUGCGAUUUGUCCAGCGGCAGAAUUAUGGUCUCAGUCAGCCCACAACAUGGCGUUUCAGCAGCCAGCAGCCAGAACAAACGCCAGAGCCCUGCAGCACCAACAGCGGCGGCAACGUUCAGUUCCAGCGCCAGCCAAGGGGAUGGGGAUAGUGUGGACGUGUCAGACAAACGUGGAGCGGUUCUAGACGAUGUGCGCCGGCGCAUGCAUGUAACCACCAGUCGGGCCAUCAACCACAUCCCUGGUGCGCUGCUGCUUGCUGCAUGUCUCUUCCCGGGAACCCGGCGAGCACUACGGCUUGGUAUUAGCGCUCUCACGAUGCACAGUGCGAGCUUGCUUGCUAGCUUGCUGCAGCAUGUCCCUGGCUGGCUGGUGGAUUACAGUAAAUAG
Messenger RNA from [Torrubiella] hemipterigena, 486 nucleotides. NCBI's taxonomy places the organism in Eukaryota, Fungi, Ascomycota, Sordariomycetes, Hypocreales, Clavicipitaceae. The record is from the annotation of a GenBank genome assembly.